AUUUUAUCAAAAACUACAUUAGAUUAAAAGAUUCCAAAGUAUUAAAAAAUUAAAAAAAUACAAAAACCCAUAUAUGAAAAAAUAAAAGGGGUCUGAUGUUGAGAAAAUUGUCCUGACAAAAAAAAGCUGGAUCAAGAAAUUUUUUUAAUCUUUUUAUUUUAAAUAAUUACACACUUAAAUUUCCCGUAUUUACGGCCUUAGAAAAAAGUAUGAUUUAAAAGGGAUCGAACCAAAUGUCUCAAGCAAAGGAGAGGGAAGUACCGGCGGACGCCGAACCGAUACCUUCAAGGAGGAAGGAGUUAAUGCCAGGCUAUAGCUACUAUUUUUCAGACUGUUCAAGCAUUAUUUCCUCCGUUAAAUGUGCCGUUUCAGUUGAAGACGAUAAAAGCCGGAGCGUUUCACCUAACUUCGGAAAUCUUUCAAAUCCUAACCCUAACUCUAAUUCCAAAAAUGAUUUAACUUCGAACGUGAAUGGUAAAAGUGAAGAUCUAAGCUCCAAAGAAGAUGAUCUAAACAACAAAGAUGAAUAUCUAAACCCUGACCCUGAAGAAGUAUUGUAUUCACUUGGUGAAACUGUUAUAUAUGACUCAAACAACGUGAAAUCAUAUUCAACGAGUUGUGAAUCGUUGAAUGGGACUACAGUAGGAUUUUAUCCUGAAAUUAACGCAUUUAUAAAGCCAAACAGUGGAACUUUUGACCAGGAAGAUGAACUGGCUUCUGCCUCAAUUGAACAUUACACAGCUAUGAAUUUAGACAAUUUGCCUACAUUUGCAGAGUCGGAUUUGGAUAAAUUUCCAACCUCUGUGGAUUUUGGUGAGUCAUUGUACAAGUUUAAUCGCUGGUGUAAGAGAUAUUCAAGUGGCAAUACUGAAAUGUUUAAGCGCGGCCAACAGGAAAUAAUGAGUACGAUUUUGGAGGAAAACAACCUUAAAAUAGGAGAUUUAAAUAGCAAAAAUUUUGACGAAUUCCCAAUAAAAGUGGUCUAUUCAAAGGGCACAACUCCAGCAGAUAAUAAGUUUGACCUUAACUCUGUAAAAACUGGUGAAGUUUUGGUUGACCGUUUUAUGGUCGACGGAGUGCUUGGAACGACAACUUUUUCCAGGGUUGUUAAGGCCACGGAGCUGUCUUCCGCUCUUCCCGUCUGCCUUAAAAUUGUACAUCCAGAUUAUUUUUACCAGGCUCUCGAUGAGAUUCUCUUCUUAAAAUUAUUGAAUUCAAAGGACAAAGAUGACGCCAAUUGUAUCGUGAGACUUUUGGACUCAUUUUUGUAUUCUGGCGCCGUAUUUUUGGUCUUGGAACUACUUGGAGAUAACCUCUUUGAGGCCACAAAGGACUUUUACGUCUCUAGUUUUAAGGAUUUUUUCGCACAUUCAAGGCCCAAAAGGUGGAAUUUGAACCAACUAAAACACAUUUCACGAGAUGUACUCAAGGCACUCAACUUCAUUCAUGGACUUGGAAUAAUCAAUUGCGAUCUCAAGCCAGAAAAUGUAUUACUCAUCAAUUCAGAAAAUACAUUACAAAAUGAUGGUAGAAUGAUAAAGUUGGCGGACUUUGGAUCAAGUUGUUUUAUACAGGAUCAGUUGAAUACGUACAUUCAAAGUAGAUCAUAUAGAGCUCCGGAGGUGGUGCUGGGGUUACCAUAUGAUACCCAAAUCGAUAUUUGGAGUUUAGGUUGUAUUUUAUGUGAGCUUUACCUGGGAAGAAUUUUGUUCCCCAGUGAUAAUAGUGCAACGUUGGUAGCUUCUAUGGUGAGUCUACUAGGACCACCUCCGGCAUACAUGCUACAGCACAAGAUGAACAGUAUGUUCAUAAUAUUGCCAAAUGGAAAUAUCGCUGAUUUAAACGUGCCAGAUCAUAUACUGAAGCAGUCACCAUACUAUAAUAGACUAGAUCGCUCAUCGCUCUGCUGUAACGUUUCAGCAAGUGAUUCCUCAAAGUGCUCUCACGUCACUUAUAAUAAGUGGGACAACGCAACUGUUAAUCUUGAGCCAACUCUUGACGAUAAUUCCAGUGGAUUGGAAGACUCAAGUGACUAUAACAGAAACAGCACUUUCUCACUUUCUGACAACUCAUUUUCAUUAGUGGACAGCACAUUUUCGUUUUUGGAUAAGCGCUUUAAAAUCACUAAUUACGACGCUAACUCCAGAAUGGAAGAUAAUACACUUAAUAACACACUUGACUGCAAAAUCAAACUUGACAUUAGGCACAACAGGAACCCCCUGGCCAAGUUCAUGAGGAUAAUACAGCCAGCCUCAGCGUCCCUUGACACAAUGCUCGACUCAAGCAAGAGCUCGGAACUCUCACUCUUUUGUGAUUUCAUCAAGGGACUUCUACAAUAUGAUCCUCUAGAUAGACUAACAGCAUCGGCGGCAUUGCAACACCCAUUCAUACUCUCAAUUAACAUAUAA
Theileria parva strain Muguga is the source of this 2408-nucleotide messenger RNA. RefSeq names its product Protein kinase domain protein (gene Dyrk4). The transcript has 2 exons. The coding region runs from base 234 to 2408 and encodes 724 amino acids. Gene Ontology annotation, biological process: peptidyl-serine phosphorylation; peptidyl-threonine phosphorylation. Gene Ontology annotation, cellular component: cytoplasm. NCBI's taxonomy places the organism in Eukaryota, Apicomplexa, Aconoidasida, Piroplasmida, Theileriidae. Gene Ontology annotation, molecular function: protein tyrosine kinase activity; ATP binding; protein serine/threonine kinase activity. The record is from RefSeq and is a predicted model, not a curated record.